This is a messenger RNA of Caenorhabditis bovis, 1251 nucleotides long. Lineage: Eukaryota; Metazoa; Nematoda; Chromadorea; Rhabditida; Rhabditidae. The record is from the annotation of a GenBank genome assembly.
AUGGAGUGCGAUUUGUACGAAGAAGUGUUCAGCACCUCGGAUAAAAAGCCCGACGAAGACGAGUACGUCUACCGUGGAAGAUUCGUCGAAAAGGAUGAGCUGCCUCCAAGCAAGGAGGAUGGAGAAGUUGUGGAAGAUGUCGCCAAAUCAGACGAAAAACAACCGGAAUAUUCCUCGCCGGAUCGUCCAAUGUGGAAAACGAAGAAGGACGAAAGUAGCGGCGAAGAAGAGCUGGAGGAGGUUGUACUAGACGAGGAGAAGAAGGGAGCCGCUGAUGGUGAAACAAGGAAGAGAUCGAGAAGUUCGGGAAGCGAGGAUGAGAUUGAAACGAAGAGAACCAGCCGAUACAGCUCGGAGCGGAAUGAGAAGCCAAAGGAUCGCAGCCGAUCGCAUCAUUCCGAUAGCUCCGAACGAGAAAGAGAUCGUCGAAGCCGCUCGAAUAGCUCAAAAUCGCGAAAUCGUCGAAGUAGAUCACGCCAAUCGAAAAGGCGAGUUAUUCGUGCUCAAGCCGUCACGAUCGCUCAUCAAAGGAUCGUGAUCGCUAUGAUCGCGGAGAUCGUUCGGAUCGUUCCGAUCGUAGUCGAUCGCGUCAUUCUCGAAGGCUAUCCGCGCAAAUCGACAAAAUCGCGUGCGAGUCGCUCAUCCAGCCGCGGCACCUAUGAAGGAUUCGAGUUCAUUGUACCCGAUGAUGAGCUGCCGUACAGCUGCCGACAAUGUCGACGAGGGUUCUUCACAAUUCGCGAGUUGUCCGAACACGAGAUUCGAAUGCACGACAACGAAAUCGAGUGCACCCAAUGCGAUAAGAGAUCGGUUUCUGUUUCUAAAUUGGCCGCCCACAUUCUUCAUCGUCAUCCGACGAAACCCGUUUUGUGCUAUUAUUGCUACGAGAAAUUUGGGCAUGAAGCUCAGAAAUUGUCCGAGAAACGCUGGCAACAAUUCCGCGAUCACGUAUACCGGGAGAUCAUCAAAAAACGAAUGUACAAAAAUUCGGCGAGGCAUUCGUCGAGUUCGCAAAACGAUUCGCAGAAUUCGAUUGCGCUUCGAGGAGUCGGAAGAUGUCCUCACGGAGCACCGGUCAAGUGCAAAAAUUUUCCCAACUGUCCGGGUGUCAAAUGCAUCUAUUCGCACGGAUUGUGCAGAUUCAACAAUUCUUGCACGAAGACUGGGUGUCCAUUCGAUCACGACAAUCGUCCGAGGGUUUGCAUGUCGUGUGUGAACGACAUGAAAGACGAGAGGCGUCGUCGAUAUUAA